This is a messenger RNA of Alternaria postmessia, 1083 nucleotides long. RefSeq lists its product as uncharacterized. Lineage: Eukaryota; Fungi; Ascomycota; Dothideomycetes; Pleosporales; Pleosporaceae. The transcript has 2 exons. The record is from RefSeq and is a predicted model, not a curated record. Bases 1 to 1083 code for a protein of 360 amino acids.
AUGUCAUACGGCGACCCCACACAAGGCUACCCAUGGGCACUGCCCUCCUCCCAAGCGCUCCCGCUCCUCUAUCACGCCUACAGACGUGGCAUAAACACCUGGGAUACCGCCGAUGUCUACAGCCAAGGGACGUCGGAAUUGCUAAUCGCGCGUGCGAUAAAAGACUACGCGAUUCCGCGCUCUAGACUAGUGUUGCUAACGAAGCUGUAUUUCGGUGUGGACCCCGAGGUGGUGAAGUCUGGAGAGACUGAUUUCGCGAUGGCGAUGCGGAAUGAUGGACAUAUGGUGAAUCGGGUGGGGUUGAGUAGGAAGCAUAUCUUUGAUGCUGUGGAGGCGAGUGUGGAGAGAUUGGGAACGUAUAUCGAUGUUUUGCAGAUUCAUCGAUUGGACUCAGAGACGCCAGCUGAAGAGGUCAUGCGGGCGCUUAAUGAUGUGGUAGAGAGUGGGAAGGUGAGAUAUAUCGGGGCCAGUUCGGUGAGUGGGUUACUUGGAAACGUUGAUCUUGCUAUACUGAUGUGGGUAUCGCAGAUGGCAGCCUGGCAGCUGCAGAUGCUGAACAACGUUGCUGAGAAGCACGGUUGGCAUAGGUUCAUCAGGUACGUUGUCCAACACAUCGAGCGAUGCGAACGACGCCAUACUAACACAGAGAUCUGCAGCAUGCAGAAUUACCACAACCUCAUCUAUCGUGAAGAAGAGCGCGAAAUGCAUCCGUACUGCGACUACGCAGGCAUCGGUCUGAUUCCGUGGUCUCCCCUAGCUACCGGUAUUCUGGCACGCCCUUGGUCAGAAAUGGGCGCGACGAAGCGCGCUCAGUUGAGCCAGGAUCUUCUGGCAUGGAUGUACAGCGAUGCGGACAAAGUCAUCGUGGACCGCGUAGAGGAGGUAAGCAAGCAGCUUGGGCAGAGCAUGGCAAGCGUGGCCAUUGCAUGGAGCCUGCAGAAGGGCGUGAAUCCGAUUCUGGGACUCAACUCGAUUGAAAGGAUUGAUGAGGCUGUGGGUGCAGUAGAUCUACAUUUGAGUAAGGAGACUGUGGCUGCGCUGGAGGAGCCGUAUAAGACCAGGCCUGUUGCGCCCAUGUGGUGA